AUGGCCCCGUCGCCCCUAGCCAUGGCCCCUCGCGACCUGCCGCCCCUAACCGCGGCCCCGGGGGAGGCAGGAGGGGAUCUGCAGCACCAGCCCCCCCCCCCCGCCCCCCCCCCUUCUCCUCCAUCUCUCUGCUGCGGGUGCAGCAGUGGGGGGGGAGGGGAUCUGCAGCACCAGCCCCCCCCGCCCCCCCUUCUCCUAUCUCCCCCUGCUGCGGAUGCGGCAGUGGGGGGAGGGGACCUGCAGCACCAGCCCCCCCCCCCGCCCUCCCCCCCCCCCCCCCCCCCUUUUCUCCUCCACCCCUGCUGCGGGUGCAGCAGUGGGGGGGAGGGGAUCUGCAGCAGUGGGGGGGAGGGGAUCUGCAGCAGCAGUGGGGGGUGGGGAUUUGCAGCAUCAGCCCCCCCCCUCCCCCCCCCCCCCCCCCGCCCUUUUCUCCUCUCUCUCUCCCUGCCGCACCCUGUGUUGGGAGGGGGGGGGAGUUUGGAGGUUCAGAGGGAGGCAGGAGGGGAUCUGCAGCACCAGCCCCCCCCCGCCCCCCCCCCCCCUUUCUCCUCCACCCCUGCUGUGGGUGCAGCAGUGGGGGGGAGGGGAUCUGCAGCAGCAGUGGGGGGAGGGGAUUUGCAGCAUCAGCCCCCCCCCCCCGCCCUUUUCUCCUCUCUCUCUCCCUGCCGCACCCUGUGUUGGGAGGGGGGGGGGAGCUUGGAGGUUCAGGGGGAGGCAGGAGGGGAUCUGCAGCACCAGCCCCCCCCAGCCCCCCCCCCCCCCCCACUUCUCCUCCAUCCCCCUGCUGUGGGUGCAGCGGUGGGGGGGAGGGGAUCUGCAGCCCUGUGCUGCCCUGCAGCCCUGCGCGCCUCGCGCGCCCUGCUGCCCUGCAGCCCUGUGCGCCCUGCUGCCCUGCAGCCCUGUGCGCCCUGCUGCCCUGCUGCUGCCGCUACAGCCCUUGCUGUUGCCGCUACAGCCCUUGCUGUUGCCGCUACAGCCCUUGCUGCUGCCCUGCGCGCCCCGCGCGCCCUGCAGCCCUGCUGCGCCCCGCAGCACCUGUAG
Closterium sp. Naga37s-1 is the source of this 1041-nucleotide messenger RNA. Lineage: Eukaryota; Viridiplantae; Streptophyta; Zygnematophyceae; Desmidiales; Closteriaceae. The record is from the annotation of a GenBank genome assembly.